Drosophila miranda is the source of this 549-nucleotide messenger RNA. RefSeq lists its product as uncharacterized. NCBI's taxonomy places the organism in Eukaryota, Metazoa, Arthropoda, Insecta, Diptera, Drosophilidae. The record is from RefSeq and is a predicted model, not a curated record. The transcript is spliced from 3 exons. The coding region runs from base 1 to 522 and encodes 173 amino acids.
AUGCCACACCAGCUUGCUUUGAUACUGUUCUCGUUCCUGGUCAGUCCAGGAGCCGGCGAGCCGGACUGCUCUCAACGUCCCGACUUGAAUGCAUUGAAAAACUGUUGCAAAAUGCCAUUGCUGGAGCUUUCCAAAUACACCUCGCAAUGCGGCCAGUACCUGGUCAAUGGGGCGCACAUUACACCCUGCAGCUUUGAAUGCAUUUUUGAUGCGGCGAAAGCCCUGAACGGAACCAGUCUGGUUAUGGAAAAUAUCCGUAAAAUGAUGGAAACCCUUUUGGAGAGCCAUCAGGAGUUUGUGGAUAUCUAUACGGAGGGCUUUCACCACUGUUCCGGAGAGGAGCAGGCCAUGAUCAAGAGCCUGAAGCGUCGCCGCAUGCCCAUCACCGGUAAGUGCUCCUCCAUGUCGGUCAUGUACGGCCUCUGCGCCCAUCGGUAUGUGUACAGGAACUGUCCGGAGAGUGUGUCCAGCAAGAGCACCAUGUGCAUCGAGGCUAGGGAAUACAGCAUUCACUGUGAAUAGGUGCGCUACAUCCUCGAAUAAAUAAAC